Messenger RNA from Aspergillus eucalypticola CBS 122712, 1845 nucleotides. Its product is annotated as putative nucleoporin. Gene Ontology annotation, molecular function: structural constituent of nuclear pore. The transcript has 3 exons. Gene Ontology annotation, biological process: NLS-bearing protein import into nucleus; nuclear pore organization; protein localization to nuclear inner membrane. Lineage: Eukaryota; Fungi; Ascomycota; Eurotiomycetes; Eurotiales; Aspergillaceae. Bases 255 to 1682 code for a protein of 475 amino acids. Gene Ontology annotation, cellular component: nuclear pore; nuclear pore central transport channel. The record is from RefSeq and is a predicted model, not a curated record.
AUCCCCUUUAUUCCCUUAUUGAAAUUGGUUGUGUGUUGUGGGACUAGUCGCAUUAUCGCACCUGCUUAUUCUUACAUUGUUGACAUCUAAUAGAAAAUCGUUAUUUACCGACUUGGGUUCAAUUGAGUGUUAUUGCGCCUUCGUUGCGGAGUGACCGACCUUAUUAAUUGCAAUUGUUCCUUCCAUUACCGUGUUGUUCUCAAUAUCGCCUUUUAUCUUCCUCGCCAUUCAACCUAAGCACAACGCAACUCGCAAUGUCCCUUUUCGGUCAAGCUGCGGCCCCGUCGACGGGCGGCGGCCUCUUUGGACAAGCCAACAACACCGCAAAUAAGCCCAGUCCCUUCGGCGGAGGUGGUGGUCUCUUCGGAAAUACCUCGACGACAAACACUACGCAGCAGAACCCCACGGGCGGAUUGUUCGGAGGUGCGACGCAGACCCAGCAACCGUCGGGAGGAGGUCUCUUCGGCGGCGCCGCGAACACGCAGACCCAGCAGCCAUCCGGCGGACUGUUCGGUCAAACUGCGACCCAGCAGAAGCCAGCCGGUGGUGGUCUUUUCGGAGGACUGGGGCAGACGCAACAGCCCCAGCAGCAACAACAGCAGACUACUGGAGGGAGCUUGUUCGGGCAGAAACCCCUUGGAGGAGGUGGAGGCGGCUUGUUCGGUCAGCAACAGCAGUCGCAGGCGCCGCAGCAGCAGGGUGGUGGUCUGUUUGGUGGGCUGGGCCAGACGCAGCAGCCUCAACAACAGCAGCAACAACCGAGUUUGUUCGGAGGUUCUCUACUAGGAGGACAGCAGCAGCAACAGCAACCGGCGCAGCAACAGCAGCAGCCCCAAUUGGGCCAGACUCAGAUGGGCCAGUCAACGGCACAGCUCGGUUCGAGUCUGUGGGAGCCGGGCCGUGCAGUUACCGGAGUCCACCGCACCGUACCGAUGCAGAUUCAGAUCGUAAAGGACAAGUGGGAUGCGUCCAGCCGUUCCUCCCCCUUCCGCGCGUACUUGUAUAACAAUGUCGGCGAAGAAAUGGCGCCUUUCUACCAGCCGGGUCCGGAGGACGAUGACACAAAAUGGGAGGAUGCGCUGCGGAAGCGGCCCGAUUCGGGAUAUGUUCCCGUGCUCGUCAAGGGCUUUUUCGAGCUGGGCAAGCGCGCGCAGCGCCAGAAGGAUUUCCUCACCAUGAUGCAGACGCGACUGCACGAGAUCAACAACUGCCUGUCGGAUCUGCUGUCUCGGCACGAUCUGAAAAUUUCGGUCAAGAUCGCCGACUGCCGCCGGAAACACCUCGUCCUCAGCAAGCGGUGUCUGGCGCUUGCGGCCAAGACGCAGGUGCUGCGGAAUCGCGGUUACGCCAUGGAUGACGCGGAGGAGGAGCUGAAGAAGAAGCUCAGCCAGCUGGAGCGGUCGGUCUUUGACCCGUCACUUAAUGGACGGGCGGAGGAGAUCUGGGCGCGCAUGCUGGCGAUCCGGGAACACUCGCGACGUCUACAGCAGGAGAUGGAGCGGGCCGGACCCAGCGCGGCGGCGCAGGCGGACGACGAGCUGGACGAGCAGACGAUGAAGACGGCCAAGAAGAUAUUGGAUGACUACCACACGCAAAUCCAACACUUGCAGAAGGAACUCGAAGCAGUGAGAAAGGACUUUGAGGAGGCACAGAAGCUUCCCGGGGGAGCCGUGAACCACUGAUGCUGUUGAUGCUUAAUCGCGAUUCCAUCAUAUCAUGAAUUGAAGGACUGUCUGGUUGUUUGGCUUGUGCUGUUUGGAGCAUGGAGUUUAUAGGAGCUGGUAUCCGCACGUCUUGCAUACGAGACGUGGUUUAAUAGAGCAUGAAAAGUAACCGUGACAGCUG